UUCUGUGAAACUUUCCUCUGACAAUAAACGCCGCACGGAGCUGCGCGAAAUCCCAAAUACUCGCGAUUGGACUGGAGAUGGAGCGACUCGGGCUCGCGCUCCUGACCGCGUUGCUAUGGCGAUGCUGCCAUGCCCAGCAGAGAGGACUGUUCCCGGCGGUGCUGAACCUGGCGUCCAUGGCGGACAUAUCGGCCAACGCUACCUGUGGUACACUGGGCCCAGAGAUGUUCUGUAAGCUGGUGGAACAUGUGCCAGGCCAGCCAAUUAGAAACCCUCAGUGUCGGAUCUGCAACCAGAGGAGUUCGAAUCCAUUUGAACAACAUCCUAUAGAAUAUGCCACAGAUGGGACAAACCGUUGGUGGCAAAGUCCCUCCAUCAAGAAUGGGAUGGAGUACCACUACGUGACCAUCACUCUGGACUUAAAACAGGUUUUCCAGAUUGCUUACAUAAUCCUAAAGGCAGCCAACUCACCUCGGCCAGGUAAUUGGGUCUUAGAGCGUUCGAUAGAUGGUGUGACCUUUGAACCCUGGCAGUACUACGCCAUCACAGACACAGAGUGCCUGACGAGGUUCAGCAUUAAUCCACGGACCGGACCUCCAUCCUACACCAGAGACGAUGAAGUCAUCUGCACAUCUUUCUAUUCAAAGAUUCACCCGCUGGAGAACGGAGAGAUCCACACGUCUUUGAUCAAUGGCCGGCCCAGUGCAGCCGACCCAUCCCCGACCCUGCUGAACUUCACCUCCGCCCGCUACAUCAGGCUGGUGUUUCAGCGGAUCAGAACACUGAACGCCGACCUCAUGACUCUGACGCUUCAUGACCCGAGAGAUAGCGAUCCCAUCGUGACGAGGCGGUACUACUACUCCAUUAAGGACAUCUCAGUGGGGGGGAUGUGUAUCUGUUACGGCCACGCCAAAGCCUGUCCUCUCAACACCGCUACAAAGAAGUUCAGCUGUGAAUGUGAACACAACACAUGUGGGGAGAGCUGUGAUCGUUGUUGCCCUGGUUACAACCAGCAGCCCUGGAUGGCAGGAACCUUCCUCACUCGACAUGUGUGCGAAAAGUGUAACUGCCACGACAAGGCGGACGAGUGCUACUUCAAUCAGACUGUAGCAGAUCUGUCACUCAGCCUGAACAUCCAAGGUCAAAACAGUGGAGGCGGAGUCUGUAUUGGUUGCAGAGACAACACAACUGGAAUCAACUGUGAGACGUGCGUUGAUGGAUUCUACAGACCUGCCGGGGUGAACGCUGAGGAUGAGGACCCCUGCAUCCCCUGCUCAUGUGACCCGCUUGGUUCGAUCAGCCAAUCGUGUCUCCCUGUUUCGAGCAAGGCGACGCCCAUUCAGCCAGCAGGGUCGUGCCCGUGUAAGGAGGGUUUUGGGGGUCUGCAAUGUGACAGGUGUGCCGUUGGUUACACGGGAUUCCCGUUCUGCCAGCGCUGCAACUGCAGUAUGGAAGGAAGCACCAACAAUGACCCAUGUGUAACACCCUGCAUGUGCAAGGAGAACGUGGAGGGAGACAACUGUGACCGCUGUAAACCGGGAUUCUAUAACCUCCAAGGUGACAAUCUACGUGGCUGCGAAAAGUGCUCGUGUAUGGGCGUUUCCAGCCGGUGCUCGGCUUCUUCAUGGACCUAUCAAGACGAGACCACUCUGACAGGAUGGCACCUGCUUGGAGAAACGGGAGGAAGAGUGUGGUCCGUUCACAGACAGACUCCUCCGUAUCUCAGCGUCCGACACUCGGAUGUUGUGGAUGAUCUUGGCUCCGCCUACUACUGGAACGCACCUGGUCUAUACCUGGGAAACAAGCUUUCAGCUUAUGGAGGGACUUUGGUCUACACUGUGUCUUAUGCGACAGACCAACAAGAACAAACGGCCAUAAGAGUGACCUCACAACCUGACCUAGUCAUUGAGGGAGGCGGGAUCAAGAUUAUUGACAGGCGGUUCGGCCAGCCGGUGUACCCGUCCUCGCCGAGGACUAAUCGCAUUGACCUCCUUCCAGAGAACUUCCUGGUUUCAGAAAGCGUUCAGCCGAUCUCUCGCAGGGAUUUCCUGUCUGUGUUGGCCAAUGUGACCAGCGUGAUGGUGCGGGCCUCUUACAGCACAGAGCCCAGCGCUGCAUACAGACUCCACGCAUUCUCGAUGCAGGUAGCUAAUCCCUCCGCCGGAGGAGAGAGGAGAGCAUCAGCCGUAGAGAGCUGCUCUUGUCCUCCUGGAUAUGCUGGAACGUCCUGUGAGGCGUGUAUUCCCGGAUUUCGGAGGAUUAACGGGAAUCUGUACAACGGUGUGUGUGAAGCUUGCUAUUGCCAUGGACACACUUCUCAAUGCCACGAGCUCACUGGACACUGCCUGGACUGCGCCCACCACACCACCGGCCCUCACUGUGACUCCUGCCUGCCUGGUUAUUACGGCAACGCCAGCCGGGGGUCACCUGCGGACUGCCAGCCCUGCGCCUGCCCACUCCAUCUUCCAAGUAACAACUUCAGCCCCACCUGCCACGUAGGUGUGGAAGGAGAGUUGUUGUGCGACCAGUGCCAGCCUGGAUACACAGGACCACGAUGUGACAGAUGUUCCAACGGAUACUACGGCCAGCCCAAUGUGCCAGGGGGAUCCUGCCGGCCCUGUGAUUGCCAUGGCAACCUGGACCUGUCCAAACCUGGCAGCUGCGAUCCAAUCACGGGCCAGUGUCUGCGCUGUCGUCAAGGUUACGGCAGCGCAUCUUGCGACAGUUGCGCUGACGGCUACUACGGAGAUGCCAUCGUAGCGAAAAACUGCCAGCCUUGUCAGUGCCACACUAAUGGCUCAGAGUCGGAGGUUUGCGAUAAGGAGACCGGACGAUGCCAGUGCAUGAAAGAUGUGACUGGACGUCAGUGCGACGAGUGCAUACCGAAGACCCACGGCCUUAGCACAGGUGGAAGGUGUCUCCCGUGUAACUGUAACUCGUUUGGUUCCAAGUCAUUUGACUGUGACGAAACCGGUCAGUGCCGGUGUCAGCCGGGUGUCGCCGGACCCAAAUGCGACCGCUGUUCACGGGGAUUCUUCAACUUCCAGGAGGGCGGCUGCACGCCCUGUAACUGCAGUCACGUGGGGAAUAAUUGCGACACGAACACAGGACAGUGUAUCUGUCCUCCAAAUACUAUUGGUGGGAGGUGCGACUACUGUUCUCCCAACCACUGGGGCCAUGACAUCAUAACAGGAUGCAAGGCGUGUGGUUGCAGCGUGAUCGGCUCAGUGACCCAGCAGUGCAACGUCAACACGGGCUGCUGCAUGUGUCACAACUCCUUCAGAGGAGAGAAAUGCAACGAAUGUCAAAUUGGAUACAGAGACUUUCCUCAGUGCACCCAGUGCGAGUGUAACGUCUCCGGCUCGGACAGCCAGACCUGCGACCCGGAGAGAGCGGUGUGCGCCUGUGCGGAUCGAACUGGAAAGUGCAACUGCAAGGCAAAUGUCGAAGGAGACAACUGUGACCGCUGUAAGCCAGAUACAUUUGGGUUGUCUGUACGAAACCCGCUCGGCUGCAGCAACUGUUACUGUUACGGACUGACGCGCUCGUGCACAGAGGCCCAAGGGCUCAUCAGGAUGUGGCUGGCGCUGAAGCCGGAGCAGACGGUGCUGCCCCUGGUGGAUAAAUCCAACACUGUGGAGACGAGGAGAGGAGUGAGCUUCCAGCAUCCUGAGAUCCUCGCUCGCACGGAGCUCGUCACCCCUACGCUCGCCGAACCCUACUACUGGAAACUGCCGGAGCAGUUCACAGGCUCCAUGAUUACAGCAUAUGGUGGGAAGCUGAAGUACGCAGUGUACUACGAGGCCAGAGAUGAAACCGGCCCCUCCUCCUAUGACCCUCAGGUCAUCAUCAACGGGGGUCCCAACCGCAACAUACUGAUGACCCGCCAUGCACCGGGACUACAGAUCGGUCAGCUCACUCGCCACGAGAUCGACAUGACAGAGCAUGAGUGGAAGUACGCAGAUGGCAGGUCCAUGACUCGAGAGGACUUCAUGGAUAUUUUGUUCUAUGUGGACUACAUCCUAAUUAAGGCAUCACACGGCAACUUGAUGAGACACAGCCGUAUUUCGGAGAUCAGUCUAACUGUGGCCGAGGAAGGUACACCAAACAAAGACAGCGAGAAAGCCCAUCAGAUAGAGAAGUGCGAUUGUCCAAUCGGAUACUCCGGCUUCUCUUGCGAGGAGUGCGCUGCAGGUUUCUACCGUCUUCGCGCCGGUUCCCCGACAUCUGCUUCGGCGUCCAGACUGCCAACCGCUGCCGGCAUGGGCAGCUGCGUUCAGUGCCAAUGCAGUGGGCACUCUUCCACCUGUGACCCUGAGACAUCCAUAUGCCAGAACUGUCAAGGCAACACCGAGGGGGAUCGGUGUGAACGCUGCUCGGCGGGAUUCUACGGUGUGGUCCGAGGUUUCCACGAUGACUGUAAACCGUGCGCGUGUCCCCUCACCAACCCAGAGAACAAUUUCAGUCCAACGUGUGUAACGGAGGGUUAUGAUGACUACCAAUGUACAGCCUGUCCUGAGGGAUAUGAGGGCAAAUACUGUGAGAGGUGUGCUACCGGUUACCAUGGUAACCCGCGGAUGCCGGGCGGCCACUGCGAGGAGUGUAAGUGUUCCUCAUGGGGGGCGCUGCCUGGACCAUGUGACCCUGUCACAGGCCAAUGCCGUUGCACGGUCGGGGCAUCGGGGACAUCGUGUGACCAGUGCAUGGAAAGGCAUGUGUGUGGACCAGCUGGGAUCAUCUCCUGUGAUGAUGAGUGCUCGGGUCUGUUGAUCAGUGACAUGGACCGCCUGCAUCGCAUCAUCGCUGAUGUCACCCUGACAACACCGCUCCCGCCCCCGUACAAAGUGCUGUACCGCUUCGAGAACAUGACGGAGGAACUCAAGCACAUGCUGUCGCCUCCGAAAGCUCUGGAGAGAUUACUGCAACUGGCCGACUCCAACCUUGGAUCGCUGGUCGUUGAGAUGGACCAACUGCACAGCAGGUCCACCAAGGUGUCUGCUGACGGAGAGCAGGUUGAGGAUGACGCUGACAGGAUUCAUAAACGAGCUGAGGACCUGGAGCACUUCAUCAGGGACACACUGCUCGGAGCUGAAGACCUCGAGUUGAAGGCUGCGGACUUGAACCGGACUCUGUCGAGGAGAGACGGAACUCCCGAGAAAAGCCUGAAGGAGAUGAAGGAGGAGAUCCAGGCCAUGCUGGCCGAGAUGAGAGAACGACAGCUGGGAGGCAAGAAGAGCAUUGCCGAGGAGGAGAUGGGACUAGCAGAGCAGUUGUAUCAGAAAGUGAAGAGAUUAUUUGGUGACCCCCAUCAGACCACAGAAGACCUAAAAGCAGAGAUAAAGGAGAAGCUCUCAGACCACGAGGGGAAGCUGAAGGAGGCCCAGGACCUACUGCACUCUGCCCAGGGCAAAACCAGACAGGCGGGCAAACUGGCUGAACAGAACCAAGCGAACCUCACGGCUCUGGAGAGAAAGCGCUCUGCAGUAAACGGACUGAGACAGGAAGCACAAAAGAUCCUUGGAGAAGGAGAACGUCUUCUGGAUGAAGCAAACCAACUUUCUGGCGACAUCAACGAGGAGAAAGAGGACUUGGAGAAGAUGGCUAAAGAGCUGAAUCCUCUUCAUGACCAGCUGCAGGAUAGAGUCAGUCACCUCUCCGGGGGUUUAGGAGAUGGCGGCCUGGCCAGUCGCGUCCACGACGCCGAGCGACACGCCGAGCAGCUGAACGAAUCUGCUGCCAUUUUGGAUGGUAUUUUAGCUGAAGCUAAAAACCUCUCGUUCAAUGCGACAGCAGCCUUCAAGGCCUACAGCAACAUUAAAGCCAAUGUGGAUGCGGCAGAGAAGGAGGCGAAGGCAGCCAAGCAGAGGGCAAGCGAGGCCCUCGCACUGGUUUCCGAUCCAGAGGUAAAGGAAGCAGCUCGAGGUGCCCUUCAGAAGAGCCACAGAUUGCUAAACCAAGCUAAACAACUUCAGAAUGAUGUCAAAGAGAAUACCGACAGUGUGGCGGGGCUGAAGGGCAGAGUUAAAGCAGCGAGAGACAAAGCCAAAGACCUGCUGAAAGCUGUCAACGGAACCAUGGCAACGCUCAACGCCAUCCCCGAUGACACAUCAGCUAAACUAGCAGCCACAAAGGCUGUUGCAGCAGAUGCUAACGCCACAGCGAUCGACGUCCUGGACCGCCUCGGGGAUUUGAACCUGCAACUCCGUGGCCUACAGAGCAACUACACCGAGCUGGAGGACAAUGUCAAAGCAGCCAAUCAGAUGAUCCGAGAUCCAGAGAAAAAUACCAUCAUCCACGCUGCAGGAGCAAAAGUGAAGGUUUUAGAGGAUGAAGCUGACAGGCUCUUGGAGAAGCUGGAGCCAAUCAAAAAACUGCAGGACAAUUUAAGGCGAAACAUUUCACAAAUCAAGGAACUGAUCAACCAGGCCAGGAAACAAGCUAAUUCAAUCAAAGUUUCGGUGUCAUCAGGGGGAGACUGUCUCCGUAGUUACCGCCCCGACAUCAGGAAAGGGAGGUACAACACCAUCAUCCUUAACGUCAAAACCACCACACCUGAUAACCUGCUCUUCUACUUGGGAUCAGUCCAAUAUGUUGAUUUCCUUGCCUUGGAGAUGCGUCAAGGAAAGGUGAAUUUCCUCUGGGACGUGGGCUCAGGAGUGGGCAGGGUGGAAUAUCCUCAUCACACCCUGCAUGAUGGGAACUGGCACAGAAUAGAGGCCUCUCGAAAUGGGUUGAAUGGCACCAUAUCAGUGUAUCCGCUGGAAGGCCCCAUGGCCGGUAUGAUGCCGACCCCGGCCAGUGCCAACUCGCCCACGGCCUUCACCAUCUUGGACGUGGACCAGAAAGCCUACCUGUUUGUAGGAGGAACAAAUGGCGCCGCCAAGAUAGCAGAUGUCGUACGAACCACAACGUUCAGCGGCUGCAUGGGGGAGACCUUCUUGGAUGGUAAACCAAUUGGACUCUGGAACUACAGGGAAAGAGAGGGAGACUGUAAAGGAUGUGUUGUCAGCCCGCAGCGUUCUGACGGCGAGGGCACAGUGCAGCUAGACGGGGAGGGCUACGCCGCCGUGGGACGACCCACCAGGUGGAACCCCAAUGUUUCCUCCGUGACCUUUAAGUUCCGCACGUUCUCCUCUGAGUCUCUGCUCAUGUAUUUGGCGACUGAAGAUAUGAAGGACUUCAUGUCCCUGGAGCUGUCACAGGGCAAGGUGAAGGUGAACUUUGACCUUGGCUCAGGGGUUGGCAGUGCCACGUCAGCUAACCGCCACAAUGAUGGGCUCUGGAAAUCCCUCACCAUGUCAAGAAACAAGAAACAAGCCACGGUGACCGUAGUGGACAUUGACAGUGGUGUUGAGGAGAAGAUCGUGUCCUCGUCACAGGGAUCAGCCACUGGUCUCAACCUCAAAGAAAACCAGAAGCUGUAUUUUGGUGGGCUGCCUACCGUUGGAAACUACAGGUCAGAGGUCACUUUGAAGCGCUAUGCUGGCUGUCUACGGGAGAUUGAAAUCUCCAGGACUCCCUAUAGUCUCCUCCGCAGUUCAGAUUACACCGGGAUCACUAAAGGAUGUAACGUUGACAAGCUGUAUACGGUCAGUUUCUCUAAGCCGGGUUACAUGGAGCUGGCUGGUCUCUCGCUGGCGGUUGGCACAGAGAUCAGCCUGUCAUUCAGCACUCUGGUGGACACUGGGACCAUAAUGCUGGCCGUAGGCGGAGCUUCACCAAUCAGCCUGCAGGCCCGAAACACCAACGUCGUGAGUUCCAAGAGGCGACGCAGACAGUCAGGAGAGCCCUACCUCUCAGUCCUGCUGAACAAAGGCUCUCUGGAGGUCUUGCUGUUCACUGGCAGCCACAGUCCGCGUCGCGUCACCCGGCGACCAGAGCAAGGCGCGCUGAACGAUGGGAGAGAGCACUCGCUGCGCAUCGAGAGGCUGGCCGGCAGAUCCUUCGUGGUUCAGGUGGACGAGGAGACCAGGAGGGAGGCAGCGCUUCCCAACGACCAGCCAGUGAGCUUGCAGCGCCUCUUCCUCGGUGGUAUUCCCGCAAAGGUGGAGCAGACCUCCAACAGAGCCAACGUCCCAUUCCAGGGAUGCAUAUGGAACCUCAUGGUCAACGCUGUUCUCUCAGAUUUCUCCCUCCCCGUGUCCUUUGAGAAUGCCGAAAUCGGCCAGUGUCCCAGCCUCGCCCCUGAAGGGUUGAAGCCACCCGGUCCUCCGUUGACCCCGACCACGGUAACCCCAGCUCCAACUCCGGGUCCUCCUGCUGAGGCCACCCCACCUGCGCCACCCGCUACCACACCCACUGCUGCUCCCGCCCCGCCCACUGACAGACCCGAGCCCACUGCUGACGUGGAUUCGUGUGCAUCAGCCGCGGCCCCGACGGUGCUCGACAACGCCUAUCAAUUCGGACUGACCAGGAACAGCCACAUGAAGUUUGCUUUUGAUGACGCAAAAGUCAGAGAGUGGCUGAUAUUGGAGUUUGAGUUAAGGACAAAGGAGGAUUCUGGUCUCGUUCUCUACAUGGCGAGAAUCAACCAUGCAGACUUUGUCGCCAUACAGAUCAAGGAUGGACAAGUUUGUCUGGGCUAUGAUCUUGGGAGUGGGAACAUAUCUGGCUGCGUGCCCUUCUCCAUCAAUGAUGGCAACUGGCAUACGAUCCGUGUAAGCCGUAACAAGCAGAGAGGUUUACUCCUGGUUGAUGGGCGAUACAGUAAACAUAUGAACAGUCCAAAGAAGGCUGACCUGUUAGACGUUGUAGGAAUGCUGUAUGUUGGUGGAUUCCCAGAAAACUACACCAGCAAGAGGAUAGGACCGAUUCUUUACAGUAUCAAUGGAUGUAUCCGUGGCCUUAAGAUGGUUGGAGGUGCCGUAAGCACCAAGCUUGUAGCUCCAAGUCACUCCGGUGCAGGUGGUGAGGACUUUAACAUGAACAUGGCCGCGCCCACCUCCAGUCACAUGAUUGCCAGAUGCUUUGUUGCCACUGAGACCGGCACCUAUUUUGACGGCACUGGCUACCUGAAAGCAGUCUCCUCCUACAGAGUAGGUCUGGACGUGUCGAUAGCGUUCGAGUUCAGGACCAGCAGAACCAGCGGAGUGCUCCUAGCCAUUAGUAACCAAGGAAACGACGGGCUGGGACUGGAGAUCGUCGGGGGAAAGCUGCUCUUCCACGUGGACAACGGCGCUGGACGGAUCAGCGCGGAGCACGCGCCCGAGGGCGAGGGCUUCUGCGACGGCCAGUGGCACUCGGUCACCGCCGAGAAGCUCCGGCACAGGGCGCAGCUGGUGGUGGACGGGCGUCAGAGCCAAGCAGAGAGCUCUAACGCGCGCUCCAACACAUGCGACACCAACGACCCCAUCUAUGUCGGAGGGUAUCCGGAUGGGGUUCGCCAGGCAGCUCUCUCUACCAGGACGUCCUUCAAAGGCUGUUUGAGGAACCUGAGGAUCACCAAAGCUUCCAAGACCAUGGAGGUGCAGUUCAACAAGGCUCUAGAGAUUAAAGGGGUCCAGCCUCUUUCCUGUCCUGCAGUAGCUGCCUAACCGGUACCAUAGAGCUUCUCCUUGCUGUUUACCUAAAACAUUACGGUCCGGGUCCCUGAACUUGCACAGAGCACAAUGUUUGUAUCAACGAGUGACACCUUAUUUUGUGCAGGUGUGGAAUAUGAACAGUAGGUAAUGUCUACAUCAGGGGGACUAGAAAAGGUGUAAUGCUUCCCUUCAAAAACAGUUAGUCUAUUCAUUUAACCAGAGUUUGGAGGCCCGAUUGCCUCCUAAAUAAGUCCCCAUCUGUGGCUCAUACCACAGAAUUGUAGUCUGAUCUCAUCAAGUCCGCAAACUUAUAGGAGUGACACAACAUGCAAAGUUACUUGCUGCAAAAAGACAAGAAAACAGACAAGAAACGUUAAACCACUUUGACAUUUGUCACCACGUAUGACAUGAAUUUAUCCUGCUUUCAAAUUAAAAAAUCAAAUUGUUUUAAAAUGUGUGGUGGUCCACAAUGCAACGGGAGAUAGUUUUAAGGGUAUUCAAGCUAAUGCUAUUUUGUUAUGUGUGAGAAAGCAUUAAAUCGUAUCAGUUUUUACAGUUAUAUACUGUUACCUGAGUUACAUAAACGCCUUUGGAAGAGAAUUAACAAUUCAAUAGAUGGUGUGUACCUACAUUUGUUCAUCAUAAACCUUGUUCCCUGAAAUGUUGUUUAGAAAAUCGUAUCACCAUUGAAACCAUAGAAUAAGUUGAACUUCUUUACAGACAGAACUCGCACAAAGAGGCAUCCGGUGAUGUGAAGCUAAACAAAAGCUGUCGCACAAAUGUCCUCCACAGAAGUCACAUCCUUUUUACUCCAAGCAAUUCGAUUGGACAUGAAUACUUGCAGUCAAUGUUAAUACAAUAAAAACUAUGCAGAUUAAGUGAA
Messenger RNA from Gasterosteus aculeatus aculeatus (three-spined stickleback), 10404 nucleotides. The record is from RefSeq and is a predicted model, not a curated record. Lineage: Eukaryota; Metazoa; Chordata; Actinopteri; Perciformes; Gasterosteidae.